AUGCUCUACUGGAUAAAAAGGACCGGGACCGGGGGCGGGUCCGAGACCCCCGACGACCUCAGCAUGUCCAAGACCGACAUCCUGAGAGGGAUCGUCACCGAGAAGCUGACCACGGCCGCGCGGGAAAUCCUCGCGGUUGUCGAGAGGACCGUGGCCGGGUACGAGGAGGAGGCGUCGGGCUUCAGGCGGGAGAUCGACCGGCAGCGGAGGCAGCUGGAGCUCCUGCAGCCGCAGGGGAUCCCCACCCUGCUGUUGGCUGCUGGGAGUUUUGAUGCGGUUUUGGCCAUAACGGGGUUCUCCACCUGGCUUGGGAUCGCCUUCUCUACAGGUUUGACGUGGAUGAACAUCCUGGGGGGUCUGCUGGCGGUGGUAGGUGGGGUGAUAGCCGGACUCAUCCUAGGUCUGUUCCUGUGCUGCGUCCCCAGCAAAGACCAGGAGGACCUGGUGUUGAAGAGGACUCUCAUGCUGUUGGGUCUGUCCAUAUUCUCGGUCUUCUUCAGUCGCGUUAUUGGUUUUUCAGGAGCCGGCAGUCUCUCGGUGCUGUUCCUCUCCUUCCUGGCUGCUCUGGGCUGGAAGACCGACAAGGCUCCGGUUGCGGCCAUGGUGGGCCGGUCCUGGGACGUCUUCCAGCCGCUCCUCUUCGGUCUGAUCGGAGCAGAGAUCUCCAUAAAGACCCUCAGCCCCAGCACCGUGGGUCUGGGUCUGGCCUGCAUCGGCGUGGGUGUGGUGGUCCGCCUGCUUGUCGCCUUCCUGGUGGUUCACUUCGGGGGAUUCAACCUGAAGGAGAAACUCUUCAUCUCAGUGGCCUGGCUGCCCAAAGCCACCGUACAGGCUGCGAUCGGCUCCAAGGCGUUGGACCUGGCGAGGGAGGAGGGGGACGAGACGUCCAUUAAGCUAGGCUUGGACGUGCUAACGUUAGCCGUGCUAGCCAUCCUGACCACAGCUCCCAUCGGAGCGCUGGGGAUCGGACUGGCGGGACCACGCCUACUGGCCCGCAAGGUCAAAGAUGACGCAGAAGACGGCGCCACGACUCCGAGCGCCGAUGGGAUUGGUCGAGGAAAAGACAGCGUGACCCUGGAGAGACAUUCAAUGAUAUUGAAUCCCGUCACAUCAUAACUUAGUCUUGAAACCGUGUUACUGCUGAGAAAACACAACAGCUCAACAAAUAUUAUGGAAACUGUUUGAAAUGAGAGCGUUUCUUUGUUGAAAGCAAG
Etheostoma cragini (Arkansas darter) is the source of this 1214-nucleotide messenger RNA. Its product is annotated as sodium/hydrogen exchanger 9B2-like. Gene Ontology annotation, cellular component: membrane. The transcript is spliced from 8 exons. NCBI's taxonomy places the organism in Eukaryota, Metazoa, Chordata, Actinopteri, Perciformes, Percidae. The coding region runs from base 1 to 1116 and encodes 371 amino acids. Gene Ontology annotation, biological process: proton transmembrane transport. Gene Ontology annotation, molecular function: antiporter activity. The record is from RefSeq and is a predicted model, not a curated record.